GACUUAAAGUUAAUAUUUCUAAGAAAAAAGUAAGUUGUGAUAAUAUUAUCUAUUCUUCUGAGUCCUCCUAGUCACCAGCUCAUGAAUAUUAAGUAGAUUUAGGGACCAAUAAGAGCAGCCUCCUGCAGCAACGCGGCCACAUUCAGCAGCAUCCACUUCCACCAGCGCAACAUCUCACAGCGCUUUCAUCAGACUCUUUGGUCGGGCUCGGAUCGACUUGGACUGGGACGUUUAUUUUUUUAAAUAAAUUAAAUAAAAAUGGCUUUAAGAGGACCUCUAUUCCGUCUUCUCAGGACUCAACUCGGCCAUACGUGCCAACAAAGCAGAGCUCACUCCGUGGCUAUACUGGGAGCUCCUUUCUCAAGAGGACAGAAGCGAGGAGGUGUGGAGCAUGGACCUAAAGCCAUCAGAGAUGCCGGGCUCAUCGACAGGCUCUCCGGUUUAGACUACUCUGUCCACGACUUUGGCGACCUCAACUUCCACCACCAUGAGAAGGACGAACCCUACAUGGAUGUAAAGUUCCCUCGCACUGUGGGUGGAGCAAAUAAGAUGGUGUCAGGCGCAGUGAGCAGAGCAGUCGGCGCUGGGCACACCCUGGUCAUGCUGGGAGGUGAUCACAGCCUUGCUAUUGGAUCAGUGGCAGGCCAUGCCCGGCAGUGUCCUGACCUGUGUCUCAUCUGGGUUGAUGCUCAUGCAGAUAUAAACACGCCCAUGACUUCUCCAUCAGGAAACAUCCAUGGCCAGCCUGUGGCGUUCAUGCUCAAAGAGCUGCAAGACAAGAUGCCAAAUAUCCCAGGGUUCUCCUGGUUGAAGCCGUUCCUCUCCUCGAGGGACUUGGUGUACAUCGGACUGAGAGAUGUUGACCCCGGAGAGUACCACAUCCUGAAGAACCUGGGUAUCCAGUACUUCACCAUGAGGGAUAUCGACAGACUAGGCAUCCAAAGGGUCAUGGAAGUCACUCUUGACCAUCUUCUGUCAAGAAAACAGCGACCGAUCCACUUGAGCUUUGACAUCGAUGCAUUCGACCCGUCUCUGGCUCCAGCCACAGGAACACCGGUGAACGGCGGUUUGACCUACAGGGAGGGAAUCUACAUCACAGAGGAAAUCCACAACACAGGUCUGCUGUCGGCCAUGGACCUGGUAGAAGUAAACCCAGUGCUGGGAGCCAACCCUGAAGCCGUGGAGUCCACCGCCUCUUUAGCGGUCGACGUCAUCGCAUCGUCUCUGGGACAGACGAGAGAAGGCGCUCCCGUGUCCAUCGACGAGAUUCCCUCUGCGAAGGACGACACAGAGCAGCUUCGCCUCUGAGAGCAUGAAGCAAAGCUAUGAACUUUAUCAGCAUCCUCCCUGAGCAUUCCGCAAUUCUGAAUACAAGACUGUAAAGACUGAAUCAAAUAGUAGCUCAAGGUUUAGUCUUUAUCUCUUUGCUGUUUAAUGUUACGUUUCAUGAAGAAAACUAAAUUAUGUCCGAUUUCAAAGAACUACAAAAAGGCUUUACCGAUUUGGGGAGAAAAGUUCACAUUAAUAAUGCUGACACAAAAGCCUUUGACAUAAUUUCGUUACACUUAUUGAUGUUCUCUUAAACAGCAAUACUAACUUAUUUUUCUCCUGUAUGUUAUAAGUUAAGCGUUAGAGGACACAGCUGCCACAUAUUUAUUAUGCGUUUGGUUUACAAGAGAAUGAACCUGCCUCAGAGGUAUGAUGAACCAAGUCUGACUUAGUUUGAAGUCCACAGUCUAAAGUGGACUCUCAAAAUGGUUUUGUGGCUGUGCCAGUUACUAAUAACUAGUAAUGAUGUGUUUGCACUUUUGGACCAGCUAUGGUUACUGUAUUUUCCUUAGAGUUUACUUUUGUAUUUUCACAAUGAACCUACCAGUAUAUGUAGUAGAAUUAGUGUGUUUAAAUACUUACUGACUACAUCAGUAUUAAUUGAUUUGAAAAAUGUUAAUAUCCAGCUUUCAUUCAAAUGCUGACAAAAAAAAAAGAUAUUUGGAUAAUUACGCUUGAACUGAUCCAAUGCUUGACUUGAUGUGGCCACUAAACGACUAUUGUCCUUGUAAUAAAGAGUUUAUAUUUUGGUCUUCCAUAAAUGUGAUUACAUUUUUUGUU
Sebastes umbrosus (honeycomb rockfish) is the source of this 2109-nucleotide messenger RNA. RefSeq names its product arginase 2 (gene arg2). Gene Ontology annotation, cellular component: mitochondrion; cytoplasm. The transcript is spliced from 8 exons. The coding region runs from base 259 to 1308 and encodes 349 amino acids. The record is from RefSeq and is a predicted model, not a curated record. Gene Ontology annotation, molecular function: arginase activity; manganese ion binding. NCBI's taxonomy places the organism in Eukaryota, Metazoa, Chordata, Actinopteri, Perciformes, Sebastidae.